AUGUUGAAUGUCAGUUGCCAGAGAAAAGCAGAGAACUCGGCUCUGCGAUUCCCCUUCACUCUGUCACUAGACAGCCCAAUGGAGCCUUCUGCAGUCGAACCAAUACCCACCGCGGUCAGCAGCCUCCUGGGUGUCCCAGGGCUUAUCACCUGGGAUGGGGAUGAGGCGAACGACGCGGAGGUGAUCGGUGGCAUCAGGCCCAAGUCCUCUCCUCUCCCACGGAGAAGGAGCGCCAGUGAUUUAAAGGACUGUGAGCUCGAGCUCACCCCAUCCAGCUCUCGGAGAGUGUCCUUUGCGGACGCCCUCGGCCUAAACCUGGUGAAAGUGAAAGAGUUUGACUCGUGGGACAUAACAGUCCCGCUGAACUUCAAUGCCAUGGAGGGAGAGACAGAGGUAGAGGAAUACUACUUGUCCUCAUUAUACACUCCGUCACCAUCCCAAGAAGCCAUGGUCCUGAGGGUUCAGGAGCAGAAGCUAGAGCUGGAGAGCAUUGAGUUACUCUACCAGACUACAAUACUAAGGGGGGUGGUCCGCGUUCUCAAUGUCUCCUUUGAAAAGAUGGUGUACAUCCGCACCUCGCUGGAUGCCUGGGCCACGCACUUUGACCUGCUGGCAGAGUACAUACCAGGGUCCAGCGAUGGAGACACUGACUGCUUCUCAUUCAAGCUCACCCUGGUGCCCCCCUUUGGGGAAAAGGGGGCCAGAGUGGACUUCUGUCUCCGGUACGAGACCCCUGUUGGGACUUUCUGGGCCAACAAUAGUGACCAGAACUAUGUGAUGUUUUGUCACCAGAAAAUCAAGGAGUCGAAAGAGAAACCAGAAAAAGACAAAAGCGGGCGCAGGAAAAGCAUCCUGAAAGCCAUCAGUCAUGACAUUCCCUGUGAUGAAAACUGGUCGUCAACCAAUGCUGAAUCUUCAGACGUACACAACCGUGGAGGGAAGAUGGCUAGUGUGAACACUUCUGAGUCUCAGUCAGGAGCACUCCAAGAUGAUCGUCAGAAACUAAUGGUUGAGAGCAGCCGGAACUCCAGCAGAAGAAACCGACGAAAGGCAGCACGAUUGGCGAAGGUGCGGGACUACUUCACCCAGAGAGAGGAUGAGACCCAAGAGAAAGAGAAGGGAGCAGUGGAACCAUCACAGAUCCCACAGGAAAGCACAUUCCCACAGGAAAAGCUUUCAAAUAGGCCUGAGGUACAACCACUGCCACCACAGGGCAGGAAAGGGUUUGGGCUGCAGGCAACAGAUUCUCUGUCUACGUGCAAACUGUCUCCUGGUAUCCCAGACAGCACGUCUUGGCAGGAGUCAGUGAAACCUGAGAAAAUAGACCCAACGUUCCGAUCAGCCCCAUCAGAGCUGAGAGGGAAACAGGCCUCACUGAUCCCCAGCAGAAAGUCAGAUUCAACUGAUCAACCUGCUGCUGUGAGCCAAAAUGGUGAUACGUCUGUUUUCAGUGUGGAGGGAAGUGCUCUGAUGCAGAUGGAAACGGAGAAGGGUGAAUCUGCCAUCAGCACAGACAUAACACAUUCAGAUAACAUUGUCAGGUUGGAGAACAGCACAGCAGGCCCAGUCCCAGGCAGCCAGACCAAUAGCUUUAUGUUUGGUAAUGUUGUGGCCCCACCAUACUGUCAGGGGUUUGGUAGAGUGGAGAGUGGGAGUCCGAGCUUCACCCAUAGAGGGAAUCGAACAAGUGGUCAAUUGCAUGAAUGGGAUUCAACAGCCUACACAGCCCAGAGUUACCCAUCCACAGAGGAAGUAGAAACUCACUCCUGUGUUUCAGCUGAUACUCGUGGAACACCUGAUGACAAGCCUGUAGAUCAACAGGGGUCUCUUAAAUCAAACCCAGAACACUUCAGCUCUGGAUUAAGUACAGAAAGAGAGUCUGAACCUAAACUUCUGUCAGAAGAGGCAGGAGGUCUUCUCAGGACUCGCACUGCCCUGAACACUGCUGCUGCUCUCGGGGCACAAAUCCUUAAUGUGAACUCAGGCCUCCAGGGGUCUGAGGAGAACAUUCUGCCUCCUCAGAACCAGAUGCACCAGGACAGUAAGCUUUCACAAACACAAACCCCAUUACCAAACACAACACCUUCACAAUCUCCAGUAGACACAACACUUUCACAAACACAAACCCCAUUACCAAACACAACACCUUCACAAUCUCCAGUAGACACAACACUUUCACAAACACAAACCCCAUUAUCAAACACAACACCUUCACAAACUCCAGUAGACACAGCACUUUCACAAACACAAACUCUGAUAGACGCGACACAAGGCAGUUUCCUACGGUUACAAACUGAAAUGGGGUCAAAGCAUGUCUCUGCUGAGAUGACUCUGCAGGGGGCCAGUUGUGGAUAUGAGAGACCUGAUGAGUCAGAUGAAAUGGAGAACCCUCUCACAGAUGAAUGGUCAACAAGCCCAUUCACAGAAAUAGUAGACACACCUAUAGCCAUGCUAGAGCCUGUGGAUGCUGACCUGAAAGUUCACACUUCAGAGACCGAGGAAAAGAUCACCACUGAGCACCAAAACUUUGCUGUGCUCCGUACGGACACACUGGAGGAAGAAACCAGUGGGACAGCAUUGAAAGAUGAUUCCAUUGUCAUUAAGGAAUGGACAUCAUUGGAGAAAUUAAUGAUGAGAAAACAAACAGAUCAAGUAAAGGAUGAACUAUCAUUUGAAGUGUCAAACAUUUUAUGCAAUGAAGAAAACCGGCAUUCUAUUGACAACGAGGAUUAUGAUGAUGUAGAUAUGUCAAACUAUGUUAGGUAUGAUUAUGAUAAAGACACUGACAAGGGCUCAAAGUUCAAAGAAGAAGGUAUUCAUAAGGAAGUUGAACUGGUAAUGAUGAACAGUAAGAAGUAUUUAGUUCCUACAAAUAAGGAGAUAGACACAAGUAAUGGACAACCAUUUCUAAAGAAAGAUCGAAUAGUAAAAGACUGGGAGGGGACUGUGGAAGAGGAAGACACGAUGGGGGAAUAUGUGGAGGGGGACGAAUGGGAAAUAGAAGAAGAGGAGAUAGCUGUGGAAGAGGAGAUGGUGGUUGGGACAAAGGAGUUGGAGGAGACAGGGGAGGUGGAGGAAACAGAGGAGGAAGUGGAAAAGGAAGGAGCGAAGGUGGUGAAGGGAGAGGGGGAAAUGGAGAAAGAAAUGGUGAAGGAAGGAGCGAAAGUGGUGAAGGGAGAGGGGGAAAUGGAGAAAGAAAUGGUGAAGGAAGGAGCGAAAGUGGUGAAGGGAGAGGGGGAAAUGGAGAAAGAAAUGGUGAAGGAAGGAGCGAAAGUGGUGAAGGGAGAGGGGGAAAUGGAGAAAGAAAUGGUGAAGGAAGGAGCGAAAGUGGUGAAGGGAGAGGGGGAAAUGGAGAAAGAAAUGGUGAAGGAAGGAGCGAAAGUGGUGAAGGGAGAGGGGGAAAUGGACAAAGAAAUGGUGAAGGAAGGAGCGAAAGUGGUGAAGGGAGAGGGGGAAAUGGAGAAAGAAAUGGAGGAGGUGGUAGUUGAAGAAGAGAUGGAGGAUGUUAAGUGGAUAGAGUGGGAGGAAGAGGAGAAAACUAUCAAUGACGUAAGGCUGGACACCAAGCAUCCUCGAGAUGAAGAAAUGGAAUCUAUCAAUGGAGAAGGGGAGACCUGCAUUCAAUCGGAUAAAUCUGUCAGUGGGAAAGAGGGUGAAGGGGAGGGCGAGGAGGACCAUGCUUCCACAGAGUCUCUGUCAGAGGAUAAGAUAGAGCUGUACAUGCGCAGUCUAAGGGCAGUGCAGAAGCUACGAAACAAGGACUUAGUCUUGAGUCUUGGGAAACGGCCCUCCAUAAGCAGAAGAGGCAGCAAACCGUCCAUGACGUCCAUCAGUGAGUCUGUGGAUGUGGAGCACCCGAGCAACCAGGAAGAUCAGCCAGACACAGAGACAGUGGAGCAUCAGCCUACAAAUAACUCAACCGGGGCCCGCGUUGUGUACACGUCCUCUCUGAAGUGA
Oncorhynchus gorbuscha (pink salmon) is the source of this 3957-nucleotide messenger RNA. RefSeq lists its product as uncharacterized. Bases 1 to 3957 code for a protein of 1318 amino acids. Gene Ontology annotation, cellular component: protein phosphatase type 1 complex. NCBI's taxonomy places the organism in Eukaryota, Metazoa, Chordata, Actinopteri, Salmoniformes, Salmonidae. The record is from RefSeq and is a predicted model, not a curated record. Gene Ontology annotation, molecular function: glycogen binding; protein phosphatase 1 binding. Gene Ontology annotation, biological process: regulation of glycogen biosynthetic process. The transcript has 6 exons.